Molecule: messenger RNA, 804 nt
Organism: Cryptomeria japonica (Japanese cedar)
Lineage: Eukaryota; Viridiplantae; Streptophyta; Pinopsida; Cupressales; Cupressaceae
Exons: 5
Coding region: 112-789 (225 amino acids)
Cellular component (GO): Golgi apparatus
Source: RefSeq, a predicted model, not a curated record
UGCAUAAUUUAGGGGUGUGGGCUUGUUUCUAACUUUCUCCCAGAGACAUUCUUAAGAUGUUAUGUAUUAUUGUAUAUGGGUGGAUAAUAGGUGAGGACAUAUGCAAAGUGGAUGGUUGAUUCUAGUUACAGUUUCCUACCAAAAUGUAGCUUUUGCUUGCAGAUGCUAACUCAUUCAAGUUGCUCUGUCACUCGGCUCGGCUGCUUACAUGUUUUGCAUAAUUCAUGCUUGCUUCUACUUUUGAAAGGAUCCUCAUCUCCAACUGGUUACACAUGUCCUUCAUGCAAAUCACAAAUAUGGCCCACAAAGAAGCAGUUUGUUAGUUCUGGUUCUUCCCUUGCCAAUCAGUUGGAGGAAUUAUUUGCGAGGAGCCAUAUUUUUAUGUUGGACAAGAAUUCUCUAUUGCCAUUAGCUUCUGAACUAUUAUCAAAUUUCUCUGAGCAAGGAUUCUCACAGCCACGUUCUGAGAUUCGAUCAACAGUUUUUAGUUUGUCAUCACCUCUUGCUGAAAUGUACAAAGAUCCGAAGAGUCAAAAGGCACAGCAAAACUAUAUUCCUAAAGAUCAAAAUGUAUUAGAGAGUGGGGAAACACUUAAAUCACCAAGAAAGACGAUAAAUAUUGAAACUCCAAAGUCUUGUUCACCUGAGAUUGGGAUUGCAGAGUCUGUUGGAAGUCCAAAGAUUUCUAUGGUGUACUCUAGAAAUUAUUCUUUUCGAGGCGAGGAAAAAAGUACCGACUGCCCUGUUCAGGACUGUGGAAAAGGUUUGAUACAUAUACCAAGUGGUUAGUCAUCUUUUCAAUUU